AUCCAACAGGGACAGUCUCCCGCUGUGAGGUGCAUGUAUGGAACCAGAUCAGGAGGAUUUCAGGGGCUAUCCUAUACUGAAACUCUCAAGACAGCGUAUGUGAAAACGUCUUAUCUCAGCUGUUUGGGUUUAUCUUGUUCUCACAGGCUGGAUUGUCUCCUUGUACCUUCCCCCUAAGUACCAGUAUGUUGCCAAGCCCAUGACUUGGACUGAAGCUCAAACCUACUGCAGAGAGGUAUACACAGACCUGGCCACUAUCGAAAACAUGGAAGAAAUGGAGCAACUUAUAUCCACAGUCCCUUCACUUUAUCAAAAUUAUUUGACCUGGAUCGGCAUGUACAGUAAAAUCACAUGGAAAUGGUCGGACGGCUACAAUGGCAGUGGGGCUGAUUUUAGAAACUGGGAAGCUAAAAAAGAACCCGACUUCCAUGGUAAUCAGUUCUGUGUGGCUAUUGAAGAUGAUGGAAGAUGGUUGUAUUAUGAAUGCUCUUCCAAGAUUCAAUUCAUUUGUUACAGAGGAACACAACAGGAUCCUGAAUUUGUUCAUGUCAAUGAAAGAUUGGAUUGGUCCAAUGCUCAGAGGUACUGCAGGGAAAAAUUCUUAGACCUGGCAACUGUGAGAAACGACAUAGAGAACCAGAAGAUCCACAAACUGCGGCCAAGUAAGUGGGGAUUGACUAAGGAUUGGGCAUGGAGUAAGGAUUGGGCAUGGAUUGGUCUGUACAAAGAUCCUGACAGCUACUGGUCUGAUGGGAGUGACUCGUCGUUCCGGUUCUGGGAUGGAGGUUCAAACCUGUUAGCCUCCAUGAGUGUGAUAUGUGGCGCUGUGGAUUUGCAAUUAUCAGGAAAAUGGAGGCCAGUGUCCUGUGAAAAGCGAUUCCCAUUUGUGUGCUACAACAGUGGUAAGUGUUUAACAUGUGCUUUGGUUUAAGAGAGAAAAAGCAUAACGUAUAAACAAAACUACUGUU
This is a messenger RNA of Labrus bergylta (ballan wrasse), 968 nucleotides long. The record is from RefSeq and is a predicted model, not a curated record. NCBI's taxonomy places the organism in Eukaryota, Metazoa, Chordata, Actinopteri, Labriformes, Labridae.